Phoenix dactylifera (date palm) is the source of this 420-nucleotide messenger RNA. RefSeq lists its product as uncharacterized. The record is from RefSeq and is a predicted model, not a curated record. Lineage: Eukaryota; Viridiplantae; Streptophyta; Magnoliopsida; Arecales; Arecaceae.
AUGGGAAACUGUCCCUCAUCCAAGAGGAAGAGUUUGGAACGGCGGGACCGCCGGCCGGCGGCGGCGAAGGUGAUACACUUGGACGGGAGUUUGGAGGAGUACGAGGAGGCGGUGAGGGCAGGGCUGGUGGCGGCGAGGAACCCAGGGUGCUGCCUGUGCGCCGGCGAAGCGUUGGAGGUGGGAGCCCACCCACAGGAGGUGGCGGAAGCGGAGGAGCUACAGCCCGGGCAGCUCUAUUUUCUACUCCCCGUCUCCUCCCGCCACCCCCUUUCCCUACCCGAUCUCUGCCUCCUCGCCAUCAGGGCCAGCUCUGCCCUCCGCCGCUCCCCCCAGGUGGCUUCACCACCCUGCUCUUCAGCCGGGGGGAUAACAAAGAAUGACAUGUUAAGUACUAAAAAAACAGCGGAAGUUGUAAUUUGA